AUGAAGUAUACCUGUACUGCCGGUACUCUGCUGGGCCUCCUCAUGGCCACCCCGUCCUUUGCGAAGAACAUGAUGACUUACCACGACAUGGACAAGUUCGUCCCUGCAUGUCCGGUUGCCACGAUAUGGGCAACACAUGCAGUGUGCAUGUUGACAUGCGAGAACAUGAUGGUCCCAACGAUGGGAAUGUGCAUCAAUAAUUGCACAUCUGUCAAUAUCGAUUGCAUGGCCCAGAAAGGCAAGGAUAUGACCGAGUUGGACAAGGUCUGCAUGAAGGAUUUCAACAGCUGCAUGGACAUGUGUUAA
Messenger RNA from Penicillium chermesinum, 306 nucleotides. RefSeq lists its product as uncharacterized. Lineage: Eukaryota; Fungi; Ascomycota; Eurotiomycetes; Eurotiales; Aspergillaceae. The record is from RefSeq and is a predicted model, not a curated record. The transcript has 2 exons. The coding region runs from base 1 to 306 and encodes 101 amino acids.